AUGCCGAUCAAGCGCUCGCCGGAAGAGGGCUCGCGUCCGCCUCUCUCGCGCGGCAGUGCGUGCCACCGCUGCUUUGCGCGCAAGGUGCGCUGCUCGGGGCAGCCUGCGCCCGAGUCGGGCCUCAACGCCUGCACCUCUUGCCUCCGCACCGCCCGCUUCAAGGGCCACGACCUCGCGCAUGCUCGCUGCGCCUUCCAAGGUGAAGGGCUCUGCAGCGAGGAGGGCGGGCCCUCGAUGACGGGCGAGAUCUACUCGAACGUCGGACCUGCUCCUCGCCGCAAGCUCACUUCGCGUUCGUCGACCAACACGUCCGUCAGCUCGACCCGGUCGGCCGCCUCGGCCGUCUCGAACGCGACAGACUACUCGUUCGACUCGGUGGGCGCCUCGUCGCUCAUCUCGCCCGUCUCGUCGACCGGGUCGCUCAAGUCGUUGGGCGACGGCAUCGCCUCGGCGUCCUCGUCGCCCGAAACCCUCCAGCUCGCGCCGCCCAGCACCUACCAGCUCCCGCCCGCACUGCCCCCUUACGCCCUCCCCGGCGGGCAGCAGCAGCACCACCAGCCGCCGUACUACGCGCCGCAACCGUCCACCUCGUCCCUCCCGCCGACCUCGUUCCCGCCUCAUGCGCCCUUUCCCGGCACGUUCCGCACCGCGUCGGACCCGUCGUGCGCCAAGUCGCUCCUGUCGCGUCGCACCAAGGCGUCACCGAUGAGCAUCGCCCUGCCGCCGCAGCCGUCGAUGAUCCCGUCGCCGACCGUUUCGCGCGCCAACUCGCCCGUCAACCCGGCAAGCGCGCCCCUCGCCAUGCCUCAAACUUGGGGCCCGCCGACACACCAGCAGCAGCACCACCAGCCGCAGUUGCAGCAGCAGCAGCAGCCGCAGCAGCAGCACCGUCACCAGCACCACCAGCCGCAACCGCUCCCCCUCCAGCACCACCAGCCGCAGCACCCGCACCAGCACGCGCAGCAGCACGCCUACUCGUCGCAGUACGCGCAGCAGGACGACCUCGCCGGCGCCAUGCAGUCGGUCCUGACGCCGUCGACGCUGUCCAAGCUGCCCGGCGCCCAGUCGUCGUACGACUUCCCGCUCUCGAGCGAGGCGUACGCCUCGUACGGCGGCGCCCCGACGCCCGCGCUCGGGUACGGCGGCGCGAUGCACCUCGGCGCGUACGCGACGCACGGCAUGUCGAGCUCGGCGCUGCCGCCGACGCCGUUGCGGUCGCUGUCCGUCUCGGAGCUGUACCCGCCGGCGUCGUACGCGCACGCGCCGCCGCCGCCGACUCAGGCGAGCACGGCCGGCGUCGAGUACGACACGCACGCGCCCGUCGCGUGGAGCACGAGCUUCCACCUGCCGAGCCCGGGCGUCACGUUCACGUCGAGCACGCCGCACUGGCUUGCGCACGGCGGCGGCGCGGCGGCGUCGCAGUACUUCCAGGUCUGAAGCGGUCGCGGUCGGCCUUGGUAGACCUCGCCUUUCUCGUCCCUCCCUCUUGGCACCAUAGACGUGUCUGCCCCCCUUUCGUCUCGACCCUCGACCCUCGGUCGCAGUCCCUCCCCUUCCUUGCCGUACAUAGCCCACCCUCUCUCUCCUCGCCCCUCUGUGAAUCUCUUCCCCUCCUUUUUUUGCUUGUCAACAGUACGCUGUCCACGCCUGCAAAGUCCUCGUCGCCUUCUC
This is a messenger RNA of Rhodotorula graminis WP1, 1671 nucleotides long. RefSeq lists its product as uncharacterized. NCBI's taxonomy places the organism in Eukaryota, Fungi, Basidiomycota, Microbotryomycetes, Sporidiobolales, Sporidiobolaceae. The record is from RefSeq and is a predicted model, not a curated record. The transcript has 4 exons. Bases 1 to 1437 code for a protein of 478 amino acids. Gene Ontology annotation, molecular function: DNA-binding transcription factor activity, RNA polymerase II-specific; zinc ion binding. Gene Ontology annotation, biological process: regulation of DNA-templated transcription.